Messenger RNA from Cantharellus anzutake, 883 nucleotides. RefSeq lists its product as uncharacterized. The transcript is spliced from 7 exons. The record is from RefSeq and is a predicted model, not a curated record. Lineage: Eukaryota; Fungi; Basidiomycota; Agaricomycetes; Cantharellales; Hydnaceae. The coding region runs from base 231 to 575 and encodes 114 amino acids.
CCAAUAUCAGCUGCUCUUACCCAACUAUGGUUUUCUUGGCGUUUAUACAAAGGUAUGCGUGAUGUAAUACGGGAAGUUUUCUUGUUCCACUGCAGCAGCUUUCCCUUUAGUCAACCCAAGGCUGUGGCGUGCUGCGCUGACGCUGCUACUCUCACUCAUGUCAUUCGUUGCGGGCGUCGGUGGAACCCAGUCCAUAUUGACUUGAUAUUCUUCUCGUCAUAAGGCCUGUGAUGUCUGUGCGGCCCCGAAGUUUUUUGACUGGUGCUUCGUUGAUGCAGUGGCAUGCUACCGUUUGGUUUUGCGGAAGUUUUGUAUGUGACGUAUUCGUUACCUUACCUGUCGCAUGGACGCUCGAUAAACAGCGCGGUCGAGGUUUCAAGCAGACGGACUUGCUUUUUAACCAAGUAGUCAUAUGGAUAAUCAAUACUGGCAUUCUAACCGCCGCAUUUGCUCUCUUAGUGAUAAUCUUCUCCUUGACAAACACUCACAGCCUCGUAUACGUCUCCCUUAAUCUCGUUCUCGCAUCCAUUUAUUCGAACUCACUGCUUGCAUUUCUUAAUCAACGUGGGAAGUAGGCGCGCCACAUGAAAUGCGGUGUCCACCUUCACUGGACCAAUGAUCACCACCUGCCUGGAUCGGCUGCCCAACAGAGUGGUCUCAGUAGCGUGGGCGGGAAUGGUGAUGAAUCCAGAUGUCCGUCGGGCGCAGGGGUAGUCGUUAUAACCCCAGACCGAGCUCAGCGGGGGAGGCCAAGUGAUUCAAUUACAAGUUGCUUGGAAGCUUGAGGUUAUCUCGAUUGGGUGUAUGUUAUCAGUGAUGUGUUUUGGACUGAAAGGACUUGUUCAUUACUUUCCUUGUCGAACUCUCCGUGGAGCGUUCUGCA